CUUAAUAAAGUGCUUCCAAAGCUCUUGCAGUCAGACCAUAUGUUCAGAAAGGCUGUAACCAUCAAACUGUACCAUAUCUCUCUAAUAUGUCACACAUUAAACAAGAAACUUGAGUCUUUGGUCUCAGGAAUGUUAGAUGAAAUUCAGAUCUGUUAUCAUGAUCUGAUUGAU
Molecule: messenger RNA, 171 nt
Organism: Guyanagaster necrorhizus
Lineage: Eukaryota; Fungi; Basidiomycota; Agaricomycetes; Agaricales; Physalacriaceae
Exons: 1
Source: RefSeq, a predicted model, not a curated record